This is a messenger RNA of Schistosoma haematobium, 4679 nucleotides long. Its product is annotated as Chromodomain-helicase DNA-binding protein. Gene Ontology annotation, biological process: homophilic cell-cell adhesion. Bases 1 to 4077 code for a protein of 1358 amino acids. The transcript has 2 exons. Gene Ontology annotation, molecular function: calcium ion binding. Lineage: Eukaryota; Metazoa; Platyhelminthes; Trematoda; Strigeidida; Schistosomatidae. Gene Ontology annotation, cellular component: plasma membrane. The record is from RefSeq and is a predicted model, not a curated record.
AUGAAUAAUUCAAUAAAAGAAAUUACAUUUUAUAUAAAAGAACAUCCAGAAUUCAAUACAUUCAUAGGUAAUAUAUAUAAAUCAAAUGAAUUAUUUAAUAGUAGUUUUAUAAGUAGUAUACAAUUAGAAACAAUCAAUUUUAAAUAUUCAAAAUGUUUUCGUAUUGAUCGUUAUACUGGUAAUUUAUAUACAACCAUUGAUGCUAAAUAUUUAUUAGAUAAUGAAAAAAUUUGUAUUAAAAAUAAAAAUUCUAAAAUUCUAUUUCAUCAAUUCUAUCAUAAUAUAACACAAUAUUGUUCAAUUCAUCUUAUUAUUACAAUUAAUCAUCGUUUAUUAAUAUCGAUUAUGAUAGAAAUUGAAGAUAUUAAUGAUAAUUCACCAAUAUUUCUAAAUGAUGAUCGUCAUCAUAGUGAUAAUAAUACAGAAAUAAUUUAUAUUAAUGAAACAGAUUUACCGGAAUAUACUAAAAUUCCAUUGAAACCAGCUUAUGAUCCUGAUUUUAAUGGAUAUAAUAAAUUAUAUUAUUAUUUAACACUUAUUAUAGACCCUGAACAAAAGGAACAACAAUCAUUAGUUCAUUCUAUGAAUAUUCAUAAUCCAUUUCGUCUACAUAACAAUGAUGAUAAUGAUAAUGAUAACGAUAAUGAUGGUGUAAUAACACAUUUCAAUGAAUCCUAUCAAUCAAAUAAUUUAUAUCUUCAAUUAAUAAAGCCAUUAGAUUAUGAAAUUCAAUCAGAAUAUCAAUAUAAUUUAACUGUAUGUGAUAAUCGAUUAAAUCAAUUAUCAAUUAUUGAUUUAUAUAUCAUACAUUGUACAUGGAAAUUAAUAAAAAUUUAUAUUAAUAAUAUGAAUGAUGAAUUACCAUGGUUUCAACAAACGAAUUAUUCUAUUAUAAUACAUGAAAAUUUUUUAAUUGGUAAUGAAAUAAUAAAAAUGACAGCCAGAGAUAAUGAUUCUAUACCAUAUAAUAAUAUAAAAUAUCGUUUAUUACCUAGUCAUGAUAUGAUUUUAUUAAAUAAUGAAAAUCUAUUUCAUAUUGAUACGAAUAGUGGGAUAAUAAUACUUAAUCAAUCAAUAAAAAAACCUGGUAUUUAUCGAUUUUUAGUUGAAGCAUAUAAUGAUGAUUAUAUUUAUAAUCAUAAUAAUAAUAAUAAUCAAUAUUUAUCAACAAUCGAUCAUAUAUCAUUGAUUAGAAAUGAUUCAAUGAAAGAUUAUAAAAAUAUUGCCAAUGUACAAAUUCAUAUUAUUGAUGUCAAUAAUCAUGCACCAAAUAUAGAAAUUCAACAAACUCAAGAUACUUUAAUAUAUUACUUAAAUAAUAAUAAUAAUCAUACUAUUCAACAUAUCAAUAAUUCAAAAUUAAUUUUAUUAAAAAUUUCAGAAACAUUAUCUCUUAAUACACCUAUAGCAUAUUUUAAAAUUACUGAUGAUGAUGAAUUAGAUAAUGCUGAUAUUACAUGUCAUUUAAUUCGAUCCAAUGAUAAUGAUCCAUUUAUUUAUACUUAUCAUGAUAAUCAAAAAAGACAAUAUGAAUUAGAUAUAUUUCAAUUAAUAUUUGUAAAUCGUAUUAGUGAUAAUACAAUUAUUAUUAAAUUAAUUUUAUCAAAAAAUUUAGAUGCAGAAAAUUUAUCAAAAAAUUUAUUAUUAAAUAAUAUGAAAUUGAAUUUUGAAUUAGAAUCAAUAGCUGGUUACUAUGGUUUAUUAUUUAGUUGUCAUGAUGAUGGUAUACCACAAUUAACUACAUCUAUACCAAUUAUUAUAGCGAUAUAUGAUAUUGAUGAAUAUUAUCCAAAUAUUAAAUUUAUCAAUACAUCAUUAUGUAAUACAUGGCAACUAAAAUCAUCCAUAAAUCAUUCAUAUAUAUAUGAUAUAAAUAUCAAUGAAAAUAUACCAAUUCAUUCACAAAUUUUAACAUUAGAUGCAAUUGAUGAAGAUGUAACAUCGAAAUUACAAUUUAUACAACAAACAACAAAGUUAUCCAUACCAUUUAGUAUUGAAAAAUAUAAUGGAAUUAUAAUCAAUAAUGAUUUAAUUGAUUAUGAAUAUAAUAAUUAUUAUCAAAUGUAUAUUAGUAUCUAUGAUGAAAAUAAUUUACAAAAAUCACUUGUUACUAAGGUGAUAAUUAAUAUAUAUAUUGAAGAUUUAAAUGAUAAUUCACCAGAAUUUAUUAUAUCACCAUUAAAUGAUAUACAAUAUGAUAGUAAUUCAUUCAUUGAACCAAUUCAAUAUCAUAUGAAUAAUUUAAGAAUUAUUGAAUUAGAUGAAGAAUUAAUACAAACUAAACCAAUAGGUUAUGUUAAAGCCAUAGAUCGUGAUACUGGUAAAAAUGCUGAAAUUAUAUAUUUUAUUGCAGAAAUUUCAUAUCAAUUCAAUAAUACAAAUCAAAUUGUCAAUGUUAUUAUCAAUCAAACAAUGAACGGAAAACAAAUAUUGAAUACACCAAAAUUAUUAAUCGAUUCAAAUGGUGCUUUAUGGUGUGAAAAUAAAUUAGAUAGAGAAAUAACACCAAUGAUUGAUUUAUUGAUUGGUGCACAUGAUCUUGGUGAACCUAAAUUAACAUCUUAUACAAAAAUUCGUAUAUUAAUUAAUGAUAUUAAUGAUAAUAAUCCAAUAUGGCAAUUUCCCACAGAAACUGAUUUUUUAGUUUAUGUACCAAAAUCAAUAACUAUUGGUAAAGUGAUUACUAGAAUACAUGCUAUUGAUAAAGAUGAAUUAACUAAAAAUGGUCAUAUUACUUAUUAUAUAUAUAAUUCAAAUGAUACUACAAUACAUAAAUCUAACUUGGAUAUAAUUUCACAAAAUAUUAUUUCACAAUUUUUUAUAUUAAAUUCUAAUUCAGGUGAAUUAAUUGUAAAACAUUCAUUAAUUCAAUUACCAGAUGGAUUUCUUGAUAUUUGGUUUAAAGCUAAAGAUAAUGGUAAAAUACCUAGAUAUUCCAUUGCAAAAUUAGUAUUAUACAUAACUACUAUUAAUAAUAAUCAUAAUAAUCAUGAUCAUUUUUUAAAUUUGGAUAAUCCACAAAAAUUAAUUAGUUACUAUGAAGAAAAUAAACAUACUAAAGAUAUUACUAUACAAUUACAUUCCAUGGGAAAUUUCAAUGAGAUUCUUCCUAUGAAAAUGAAGUUGAAUUCAAAUCAUGUAUAUAUCACUACAACACCAUUCUAUAAGAAUAAUAUUAAAACUUUAUCAUUAUUAAUUAGUGGUUCAAUUGUUGGUAUCAUCAUUAUUAUUAUAUUUUUAAUAUUAUUUAUCAUAUGUUUUAAAUAUAAUUCAUAUUAUCAUAAUCAUAAUCCGAAUGUAAAAUGUAAUUCCAUGACACAAAUCAAUACAAUAGAAUGUAGUAAUAAUGUAUCAAUGAAAUUAACGAAUAGUAACUAUGCUAAAGAGAAUCAUUGUCCGGAAUCUAAAUUAAAUUAUGAAACAUUACCAACUACCUCAAAUAUGGAAAUAAUAAAUAAUCAUAUAAAUGAUGAAGAAAAUCAAUGUCAUGAUCAAAUAAAUAAAGAAUUAAGAAAACAUAACGAUUUGAAUAGAUCCAGUAAUGCAUCAUUAUCCAUUAAUGAUACGACUAUUCAAACUUAUAUACCAAUGAAUUUCAUGAGAAAUUGUGAUGAAUUACAUUAUUCACCGAUUACAUCAGUGAUUGAUAUAUCGGAUAAAAUUCCAAUACAUUUGCUACAUGUAUCAAAUGAUACUUUUGCUGUACCAUUAUGCAUGACACAUGAUAUUACAACUAGUAACAAUAAUAAUAAUAAUAAUCAUUAUUGUCAUAAUCAUCAUCAUAAUAAUUACACUACUAUUGAACAUAAUAAUAAUCGUGAAGAAGAACUAACAACACAUCCUCUUACAAUUGUUGCCACAGUUGUAUCAACAGAUAAUAUUAAACAAGGUUUAUUACCAAUUUUAACCGAACAAUCAAAUAAUAAUAAUAAUAAUAAUAAUAUAGUUGAUAUUACAAAUAAUAAAUUAUAUGAAAGUGAUCAUUUUAUAAAAUUAGAAAAUUUAACACAUUCCGAUGCAUAUUACACUACAUACACUCCUUGUUUAUUGAGUACAACUGGUGAAAAUACCUCAUGAACUAUGAAUAUCUUGAAUUCAAUACUGACAUAUAUAUAUAUAUAUGUAUAUAUAUAGAGAGAGGGGGAGCGGAGAGAGAGACAGAUAUAUAUAUAUCUAUAUAUAUAUAUUUGUAUAAAUUAAUAUCUAAUCCUAGUAACUACUGAUUUUUACUCAUUUAGACACUUCUUUUUUUUUAGAAAAAAAUAAUGAAUUAACAACAAUUUUUUGUAUGUCAUUGUAUGUGUACCUCUUAGGGAGGGUGAUAGAUUUGUACAGAAUAAUUAAUAAGGGAUGUGUGCUACUGGUCUCGACAGAUAUAAGUAGUACGUAUCAUCAAUCGAAAGUGAAAUGCCUGAAGGCAAAAGGUUGAGAAGAUCAAAGAAAAGGGAACUAAAACAAAGAACGGUUGGUUUGGAAUCGAAAGAACAAUGAAAUUUGAGACGAUUGAUUAACAUUUUGCAAAUGAAGUAUUUAAUAUAUGGUUUUCAGAUUUUACUAAGAAAUUCGGCAUUUUGUAUUUACAUAUAUUCGGUUGUUCCCAUGUGCAUUUUUGUUCACUACACCAGUAUACUUUAUACUUGUGUCUGCACAUUACUUACAUUUUAAUCUUUAUUUUUCCC